UUUGCCUUUCCAUUCCCAAUCACGAAACACACACUUCCCCUCUCUCGCUCUCUCUCAUAGAGUCUCAGUACUGCUUUUUGCCUUUGUCAGUGCAUCAUUGUAUGGCAGCCAAUUCGAAUAGCCGAGGGGUCGCUCUAAGCCUGGGCAAGCGUGUCGUCAAUCGGAUCCGAACUUCCAACUCCAACUCUCGCGAUCCACCUCUUACUACUCUGAGGAGGGCUGCACACACCUCAGCGUAUGACAAGAACCCGGAAGACCACAACCCCCAGAACAUAGUCCCAGACCAUGUAAUACCGCCCCACUCCGACAAGUACUGGGCACCGCACCCUCAAACUGGGGUCUUUGGACCGCCUGCCGGGCAAGCCUCAACCGCAGGCGGCAACCGUACUGCUAAUGGUGGUGAGGACUCUGUGCUUGAGCAGAAGGCCUGGUUUCGUCCCUCUGGUCUGGAGGACUUGGAGAAGCCUCACGCUCUCUGAGCGCACAUAGAAAUUAAGAAAAGUACUAAGCUAAGACCCGUCUCCUUAAUAUUAUUGACGGUUAACUACUAUACAUAAAUAAAAGUAUAGGCAUCAGCCUAAGUAGCCUAUACAGUACUUGGUACAAGCAAACACUGGUUAUGUUCAUAAUAUAGCAAGAACUAGAGAGCUGGGAGUGAAACCUUAUAUUAUAUUUGAGACUUACCUAUCCUGUUACUAUGGACCUUGAUAUGUACUUAUUGCUGUGGCUUAUGUUUUCACAGUACUUUGUUGCUAUAAAAGGCUUGGUAAUGUUUAAUU
Quercus robur (English oak) is the source of this 779-nucleotide messenger RNA. RefSeq names its product late embryogenesis abundant protein At5g17165-like. The transcript has 2 exons. Lineage: Eukaryota; Viridiplantae; Streptophyta; Magnoliopsida; Fagales; Fagaceae. Bases 102 to 479 code for a protein of 125 amino acids. The record is from RefSeq and is a predicted model, not a curated record.